Molecule: messenger RNA, 945 nt
Organism: Ilex paraguariensis (yerba mate)
Lineage: Eukaryota; Viridiplantae; Streptophyta; Magnoliopsida; Aquifoliales; Aquifoliaceae
Source: the annotation of a GenBank genome assembly
AUGGAUUUCUUACUUCCACACCUUAACACUGCCAUAGCUGGAAUCUUUGCUGCACUUUUUGUUCUAUUUUUCUUGCUUUGGAGGUCUAAAACUGUUAAGACUACAGUCAGUAAAAGGUUAGCACCUGAAGCUGGUGGUGCAUGGCCCAUAGUUGGUCACCUUCACCUCUUUGGAGGGUAUCAGGUUCCACACAUAACCUUGGGAGCCAUGCCUGACCAGUACGGUCCGGUCUUCACCAUCCAGCUCGGGGUACACCGAGCCUUGGUUGUGAGUAGUUGGGAGUUGUUCACUACCCACGAUUUGGCCAUAUCAUCGCGUCCCAACUUUGUGGUAUCUAAACACUUGGGUUACAACUCUGCAAUGUUUGGGUUCUCUCCUUAUGGUGAAUAUUGGCGUCAAUUGAGCAAAAUAACCUCCCUGGAACUACUUUCAAAUCGACGGCUUGAACUGCUCAAGCAUAUUCGUAUCUCUGAAACGGAGACCUCCAUGAAAGAACUUUACAAGCUUUGGGCAGAGAAGAAAGACAGGUCAGGCCAUGUAUUGGUGGAGAUGAAGCAGUGGUUUGGGGACUUGACUCUCAACGUUGUUCUUAGAAUGGUUGCUGGAAAGAGAUACUAUGGUACAACUUCCGCCAAAGACGACAAGGCGGCAAUGCGGUGCCAGAAGGUGAUGAGGGAUUUCUUUAAUUAUAUUGGUCUCUUUGCCGUGGCUGACAACCUUCCUUUCCUGGGGUGGUUGGAUUUGGGUGGAUAUGAGAAGGCCAUGAAAGAAACUGGAAAAGAGAUGGACGACAUUUUCGAAGAAUGGUUGCAGGAGCAUCGUCGAAAGAGAGAUGUAGGGAACGCUAGCAGCGAACAAGACUUCAUCGACGUGAUGCUGUCGAUUACAGAAGAGGCAGAACUUGCUGGUUUCGAUGCUGAUACAAUAACCAAAGCCACGUGUAUG